Messenger RNA from Mycena citricolor, 1111 nucleotides. The record is from the annotation of a GenBank genome assembly. NCBI's taxonomy places the organism in Eukaryota, Fungi, Basidiomycota, Agaricomycetes, Agaricales, Mycenaceae.
GUUUGAACGAGAAAGAACCAGGUCCCUGCCAUCGAGGGAGCAGUGACACGCCUAAAAAGGAGUGUGACGGGCUUCUUGCGCGCCAAAACGAUCAACAAACCGCACGUUUUGUUAUGUCAGCAAGUGCUUCCCCGCUAUGCGAACGUUGGUCCAGGGAUGAGAGCUUUGCCCAACGCCGUGUGGAAAGCAGGUGGUGAGCGCUUGGGAGUGCAUGCAUCGGCUGAAAUAGGCUUGAAUGCACGAUCUGAGCUGGAUUUUCCCACUCCCUCAUGUACAUACGAUGGGGCCGGGAGAUGUUGGUGGCACCAGAUAGCGUGUCGAAUCCGGUCCCUUGACGACUGGAGAGGUUACCAGUCCGGACAGGGGACACACAGAACGCAUUGGGCUCGACUCCAAGGCGGAGUUCGUCGGGUAUGGGUCUGGAUUCUUUCGGAGAGGGUCUCGGAACCAGCGAAGCACGGACGUCGCACGAACCUCGCUCGUUGGUCCAGUCAGUGUCCCGGCGUCGGGGAACGUGCAUCAAAUGUGUCGCGUUAUACAGACAACUCGACACGCAGAAUGUUUCCAGUGGCGACCUCUCCUACGAUUCUAAAUCUACACCAUUUCUGCAAGUUAGGAGGCGGGGGUCGGCGGUCUUGGCUCUUGAGGACAUAGCACAGAAGAAGCACGAAGGAUCCGCGGUGAAUUAAUCGGCGAAUUCGCUAGCGACGGGCGGGGAUCACUUGUUUCGUCCCGCUAAAAGUGUUCAAACGGCAGUGGCUUCCCAAAGAAAUCAAGCGUAAAUACGGGAGCUGUGCAGGGAUCUUUGAGACUGGUCAUGACCAUGAGUGGGAGUUUAUGGGAGUGGUUCCCACGGACGGUACGAAUCAAUACGUUUGUUCUGCUCGGAACUUUUCCGACAUGUGUCCGUCAAAGACGUCUUUGAACGACAAAGCUGUUUUUGUUACAAUCUUCUCUGAUGAACUGGGCAGGACAUGAGUCACUUUGGUCUGUUCAAUCGGCAGCGUGGAUGAGGCGAGGCUGGGCACAUUGCAUCGGGAUAACGCUGCGGAACAGUAGAAGAUGUAUGCCGAGGCAAGAGACCGUUGGUUACAAUUGAAACCGAUUCAUA